CUCCUACCAUCCUCUAUCUCUUCUCCCUCAAUAUCAUCCAACCAAAAAAAUAAAUCAUCCUCUCAACACCUCCAAACAUCAUCACCAUCAUCAUCAUGAACAACAACAACAACAACAACAACACAACAAUAUUAGUGAUCCCUUUCCCUGCCCAAGGCCAUCUGAACCAACUCCUCCACCUCUCCCUCCGCCUCUCCACCUCCGGCCACUUCUCCUCCGUCCACUUCGCUGGCUCUUCCAUCCAUAACCGUCAAAUCAUCUCCCGUUUCCAAGGCUGGCCUUCCUCCUCCCUCUCCACUCUCCGCAUGCACGACUUCCCUUUACCACCUUUCUCCACUCCCCCUCCCAAUCCCUCCUCCAUUUUCCCUGACCACCUUCUCCCUCUCCUCCACUCUUUAUCCCAUCUCCAACCCUUUCUUUCCUCUCUUCUCCACGACCUCUCCUCCUCCUCCAAACGCCUCAUCCUCAUCCAUGACCCUCUCAUGUCCUUCGCUGCAAAACAAGCCCUCUCUCUCAAAACAUCCACUCACAUCCAAGUUUUCAAGUACAUAUGCACUCCUUGCUUUUACCAACUCUCCUUCCUACCUAACCAAACCUCAAGUGAUCUUGUUCUUAAGCAAUUCCCUGGUUGUUUUAAUGACACUUUCUUGGAGUUUAGGAAUCGUGGACAUUAUAAUGAUAAGGACGCUGUUGAAGAUGGGUUUAUUAUUAAUACUUGUGAAGCAAUUGAAGGUGAGAUUAUUGAAGAUUUCCGGCGAGCUAAGGCUGGGAAGAUAGUGUUUACUGUUGGUCAUGUUCAUCCUCUUGUGGUUGGUGGUGGUGCUUGGAGAAGUGAGGGUUUGGAAUGGCUUGAUAAGCAAGUGGACAAGAGUGUUUUGUAUGUUGCCUUUGGUACUACUUCUAUGAUGUCUGAUGAACAGAUAGAAGAGUUAGCAAUUGGAUUAGAGAAGAGUGAGCAAAAGUUCAUAUGGGUCCUGAGAGAUGCUGAUGGUGGUGAUGUAUCUGCUGAUGAACAAAACGCUGACAAGAGAAGAAGAAAGUUGCCACCAGGAUAUGAAGAAAGAUUGAAAGGUGUUGGAAUGGUUGUGAGAGAUUGGGUUCCACAGUUGGAAAUACUAGCACACAAAGCCAUUGGAGCAUUCAUGAGUCACUGUGGAUGGAACUCAUGCAUGGAGAGCUUGAGUUUUGGAGUGCCAAUUCUUGCAUGGCCCAUGCACUCGGACCAACCAAGGAAUGCCAUGUGUGUGAGUGAGUAUUUGAAGGUGGGGUUCAUGGUGAGGGAUUGGGAACAUAGAAUGGAAGUUGUGAGCUCAAUGGUGAUUGUGGAGGUGGUGAAGAGAUUGAUGGUGAGUGAUGAAGGGAUGGAGGUGAAGAAUAGGGCAAGGGAACUUGGUGAACAAAUUAGGGUUAGUGUUUCUCAUGGUGGUUCUUCUUGGAAAGAGAUGCAAUCCUUCAUUUCAUAUAUUAGUACAUGAUUUGAGAUUUCUUUUAACUUCUUGUAAAAUUUAUAUAUUAAUAAAUAAAAUAAACGGGAAAUGGUGUUGAGGUUUCUCUCAAA
Dioscorea cayenensis subsp. rotundata (Guinea yam) is the source of this 1558-nucleotide messenger RNA. RefSeq names its product zeatin O-xylosyltransferase-like. The record is from RefSeq and is a predicted model, not a curated record. Gene Ontology annotation, molecular function: UDP-glycosyltransferase activity. The transcript has 2 exons. NCBI's taxonomy places the organism in Eukaryota, Viridiplantae, Streptophyta, Magnoliopsida, Dioscoreales, Dioscoreaceae. The coding region runs from base 96 to 1475 and encodes 459 amino acids.